Molecule: messenger RNA, 694 nt
Organism: Tripterygium wilfordii
Lineage: Eukaryota; Viridiplantae; Streptophyta; Magnoliopsida; Celastrales; Celastraceae
Exons: 2
Coding region: 119-586 (155 amino acids)
Source: RefSeq, a predicted model, not a curated record
GCCGUUACAAUGCAGCAGAAAAAAUGCCGCUUCACAUGUAAUCCAUGUCCAGAUUCCCAGAACUUCAACGUUAAUUUCUCUGAGAAAGAAGAAACCUAAUUCAAAUUCCAACCCAGACAUGCAAAGUGUCACUGCUGAUAUUUCUCACUUCUCCUCCUAUAUAAAGACCAAACCAAACCCCCUCUUACACCAGACACCCAAACAAAAUCAAGCAAAAAGCAGAGAAAUUUCAAUACAAAACAUGACAAUCUUGAAAACCCAUUUCAGUUUUUUCUCUGUUCUUGCUCUGCUUGGGUUAAUUCUGAUACUCAGUGACUCUACUCUGGUCCAUGGCCAACAGUGCCAUGGUGACUUGCAGGGUCUAAUCUCACAAUGUGCUACCUAUGUUUUCAGAGCCGGGCCGAAAAGGGAUCCUUCGCAAGGUUGUUGCAAUGUAGUCAAGACUAUUGACAUAGGUUGUGCCUGCAAGUACAUUACAAGGGACAUUGAGCAGAUAAUUGACAUGGAGAAAGUUGUUCAUGUUGCAGAGUUCUGUGGCAUGUCUGUUAGUCAUGGAAUGAAAUGUGGAACUUAUACAGUCCCAUGAAGAGUUGGCUAAAGAACAAAGAUGAUCCCCUACAACGGCAGAAGAAUAAAUUGGAUUCUUAUCAUGGAAAUUUUAAUUUAAGUUGCAGUAUUAUGUAAUUGAAUGGGA